This is a messenger RNA of Microplitis mediator, 9361 nucleotides long. Its product is annotated as ataxin-2 homolog. Gene Ontology annotation, biological process: regulation of transcription by RNA polymerase II. The transcript has a single exon. Bases 1224 to 4250 code for a protein of 1008 amino acids. The record is from RefSeq and is a predicted model, not a curated record. Gene Ontology annotation, molecular function: DNA-binding transcription factor activity, RNA polymerase II-specific; RNA polymerase II cis-regulatory region sequence-specific DNA binding. NCBI's taxonomy places the organism in Eukaryota, Metazoa, Arthropoda, Insecta, Hymenoptera, Braconidae.
GUGUGAGCCCGACGACUCGAAAGUCUGGAAUUCCAACCGACAGAACAGUGCCGGCGUUCGUGCGACGCGGGUCUCGAGGUACGUGAGAGUUUACGAUUGAGAAACUUGGUGUAUACCUAAAUUCAACAAGAGGGAGGAUAGAAAAUACAAGAUAAAGAGAGAAGGAAAUAACGACAAGUGAGGGAGACUUUAAGUGGGCAAGUGAAUACAACAUAGGGAGAGUGCGCGAGUUUCGUUGGUUGUUUACGAGCGCGGGAGUUAAAAAACAGUCAAGGAUUCUUCCUCUUAUUAUUCUUGUUCUUCUUUACUUCUUGUUCUGUAUUGCGUGAUCAUAACAGUUGGUUGGUGAGCGCGUGAUCACCGGUAUAGACUGUUACUAAAACUGAGUAAAUAAUUUAAAUGAUAACGCCGUUAAUAGUGAUAAUUAGUGAAUUUUAUUUGUGACAUUAAGACAAUUUAUUAACAAUAAUAAUUAAAUUUCAUAAACAAAACCCGAAGAAUUGUGUAUUAACUUCAAUAUAUAUGUAUAUAUUUGGAGUCUUGAUAAUCUCUAUACAAUAAUUGAAUUGAGAUUAUCAUCAAAAUGUAAUCUCUUGAACAGCUUAAGAUAUUUAUUUAUUUAUUUUUUUUUUAAUUUUAUAUUUAUUUUGUUCAUUUAUCAGUUGGUAACUUUUGGCUUGUUAGCCGAACGUACAGUGAUUCGCGAACGAUUACUAUUGAGUGGUUACCGGGUGUAAUUUUGAACACGCGGAGCCAAGAACGAUGCCGUCCGUAUCCGUUGGAAUCACCAUUCGAUCGAACGUGACGUUGAUGCUUUGGACAUUAAUAGAUGAAUAUCGUGUGAUCAUAUGAUAAAUGUAGAACGUAAAGUACUCUAUUUUUUUUUUUAGUUUGAUUUUUUUUUUCGUUUUUCAUUUAUUAGUGUAUGGUGAUUUAAUUAUGACCUGUGAUAUUAAUAAUAUACUCCAAAUAUAGACAGUAGUAAGGCGUUUGUGAGUGCUCUGGGAGAGCGUCGGUCGGCUCGGAAACGAGCCUGUAACAAUAAACAAAACUAUUAUCUACAUUGACUGCUAAUGCGAUUCAGUACGAGUCUAGGUAGUGUUUAAAUAGUAUUCUGUUUACAAUGGGUAUUAUAGUGUAAUUGUGUUUACGUGCUUAUACAUUAAUACAAUAUAUGUAUAUAUAUAUUAUAAAUAUAUAUACAUAUAUAUUUAUAAGACAAUAUGAGUGAAAUGACGAGUGUAGAGCAGCAGCAGCAGCAGCAACAGCAGCAGCAAUAUGUUGGUGGCAGCUCAAAUUCAGAGCAUCACUGUAAAGACUGUCGAUUAACCUUCGAGAGCGGCAAAAGUCUUGAGGUACAUUUACGGUAUCAUCACGAAAAUCUGCUGAAUCAGUGGGCCAUUCAGGCUCAACAGGAGGAGAGCAAUAAUAAUAAUAGCAAAGCUGGUAAUCACAACAGUCACGUUAAACGCGAUAGUAUAACUGCGCCAGCUGAUUCAAGUGAAUCUUCAUCACGGCCACCGUCCUCAAAUCCUACGCCUUCUCAACACCAACAGCAGCAGCAGCAGCAGCAGCAACAACAACAGCAACAAACUGCCCAGACGGCUACAUCAUCUCAACAGCAACCACCACCCGGUGUGCAAGGUUAUAAUCACUUUCCGACACCGAUGUUUAGUGAAACGGGUUACUUUAUGCAUAAUGAACAAGCUUAUAUGCUACCAGGACAUCAUUACUCACCCACCCACGAUGAUAGUCCAAACAACAGUAGCAGCAAUUAUGCUCCAAGGUAUCAUCCGUACCAGCAUUCACAUCAUUAUCCGGGUGAUCGAGCUAACUCAGUAAGUUCAACGAGUCCACGCAGUCCAUUACAGUGUGACAAGUGUGGAGGAGUAUUUGAUGAUGCCAACCAACUCGCUGAACAUGUUCGUGCUAAUCAUCAAACUUCGCCGAGUGGAUAUCCGGGACAACAACAGUAUCAACAGAUUGGUGGAAGUCCGCAGCAAUCGCAACAGCAGUUACAUACGUCACCUUCACAAAAUAAUCAACAGCCACAGCCAUCAUCUCAAUCAAGCUUUGAUUAUAGUAGAGGUAGUGUAACAAUUAAAUCAGAGAUAAAACAGGAAACAGAAGAAGCUGAAAUUCUGGAUCUUGAUUCGCAUAAAGUACAAACUCACAGAUACGAAGAACAGUUAAUAAGGUAUCAACAUCAAGAAUUGCAAAUGCUUCAACAACAGCAGCAGCAUCCAAUACAGCAUCCGAGAAAUCCUCCUCAUUCUGUAAGCUCCAUGCUUGGGUGGCCACCAGGACAACCGCACGAAUAUCAUCCAGGUAUGUCACCAUUGGGUCCUAUGGACAGUGUAUCACCGAUUCCAGAUCAAAGUACAUUUAUGCGUGGGCAACAUAUGCCAGUAGAACCACCUCGACAUGCUGGAUCGCCAAUUAUAACAAGCACUCAACCUAUGCCAGGUCAUCCAAUGCCAGGAAGUUUAUUACAGCAAGCUCAAAAACCUCCUAUAGUAGCUAAUCAGUCGUGGAAGAGCAAUGAGGCGCGUAGACCAAAGACCUACAACUGUACUGCAUGCAACAAGUGGUUUACAAGUUCGGGCCAUUUAAAGCGACAUUACAAUACAACGUUACAUAAAAACGCUGUAAAACAGAGCAACCAACCAGAUCCUGCAAAUAUGCCAAUCAGUGCUCAUCAUCAUCCCGGUAGAGAUAACAAUAGAGGAGGGGGAGGAGGAUCAUCGAGGUCGCCGGAGUUGUCCACUUCAGCGAGUCCCCCAAACUUGAUGGCAGGUCCCUUGGGCGAGGCGGCGAGGGGCCUGCUCCACACGCCCACCAAUCUCUACACCACCAAUCAUUCCAGCAACAGCAGCACCAACAGCAACAGCAGCGACUCUUCAGCAACGGUGUUACCGCAGCAGCCGCCGUCCCAACAGCCGACAUCUACAACGGCUCACAUGGGCCCAACAAUGGCGGGACUCAAUUCCCCAACGCAAUCUCCAAUGGCGGGACACCAUCACCAGCAAAUGGGUUCUCCAUCACCCCAGUUGGGCCAACACCACCUAUCAAUAGGUUCACCACCUCAAAUGUCGGUCCACCACUCCAUGAGUUCGCCCAUGUCACCCAUGCAGCCACCACCGCCUCCACAUCACCUGAGUUCGCCUUCGUCAAUGGGAUCCCAACACAUGAGUUCCCCAUCGCCCAUGAUGGUGGGAAUGCCCCCAAUGGGUUCACCACCAAUGGGGGGUACUUCGAUGCCUCAUCAGCCGUACCCAAACGAUUUGCCCCCCCACGUUACAACUACUACCAGCAUCCCGGGCCUGCUGGACUCUAUCAACCAACAAACUAUUAUUGGCAAUGAAGUAACAAGUCAAUCAAUUCUUCAUGAGUCACAAUUACCCGGGUUUGCUACUAUUAAUCAUCCAAGACCUCUGCCAAAGCAGAGCUUUUUUCAAUACCAUGUAACCGAUUAUUUAGUUGGCCCAAACCAACCUCAGGCCAUUAACGUGGGGGGGCUAAGACCAGAGGAUGAAAUUCCUCAUGACAGGUCAUUCAGCUCAGCUAGUGCGAUUUACGAUCCAUAUAAUUCACCACCAAGGUAUGAACCUCUGAUGUCUAUUGAGCAUCAACAGCAAUCACAUACCGAUGAUAUUAUUAUAAAACAUUAUGAAAUGUUGCAUACCAAUUCUACUUAUCAAGAUCAUCAUGUUGAUGAACAAAAUAACAAUGAUAUUCCUCAUUAUCAAGGCAAAGAAGAAAUAAAUCCUAACAUUGGUAAACAAAAUCAAAAUGAAAAAAAAAAACGAAAAACGACUCCAGUACAGGAAACAACAAAAGAACAUCAAGUCACCAGUUCAGAUACAAAUUUUAUAUCUCAAGAGGGUUUAAUCACCUGUGUCAAGUGCAACAAAGUUUUUAAUAAGACCUGUUACUUGACACAACAUAACAAGAGCUUCCACUCUGGCGAGAAGCCCUACAAAUGCAGUCAAUGCGGCAAACGGUUUCCCCAUGAGGACGCGCAUGCCGAGCACCUGCGAAAGCAUGCUGGUGAGAAACCUUACAAGUGCGAAAUUUGCCCGAAGCAGUUCAAUCAUAAAACAGACCUCAGGCGGCAUAAUUGUCUCCACACUGGCGAAAAACCUUUCGCAUGUGAAAUGUGCGGCAAAGGAUUCAUUAGAAAAGACCACAUGAUGAAACACGUUUUAACGCACAAAAAAAAAGCUAUGAAUAAUCUACGUUUACGAUAAACAAUUAUUACCAGUCGUCAACUAGAGAUCAUCUUUGUUGUUGUAGGUAUCUAUUUAAUUGCAUUUUUAUAAAUCUUUAAAUCAUUUAUUUUUUACAUACUCGCAGUUAUUUCUUUUUAAUUAUAUAUUUGCAUAAAUAUAAUUUUUUUUUCUCAAUAUUAAUUCUGAAUAUUUAAAAAAAUAAAAUAUUAAUUAUAUCAGUAAUAAAUGUUACUUACGACCGUGUUUAUUGCAACUAAUUAUUUUAUCAGUUCUCAUUGAAAUAUCAUUACUAAUUAUUGAUGCUUCAAUGAUUACUCGUAUCCAGUUGCCAUGGCCGUAAGUUUAACUAAAACUACUUUAAUUGCUCAAUGAUAAUUAUUUAUUGUCAACUCAAUGGUAUUAUUAUUAUUAUUAUUACUAUUAUUAUUAUUGAUAUUUUUUUCUAUAUAUAAUUAAAAAGAAAGCAAAGAAAAAUUUAUAAAUUAAAAGUGGUGGACACAAAAUGCUGUAGUUUAAUAAAAAUAAUUUUUAUUAUUAUUGCGAUAUUCAGAAUCAAACAAAGUUAAAUAAAUAUUAUUAGGUUUGAUUCAGCAAAUCGGAUUACAGUAGCAGUAUUUUGUCCAGCUCAAUAUAAUUUUGAAUUGAUUGUAAAUCGCAAAAAUGAAUAAAUAAAUAAAUAAAUAAAUAAUUCAAUAAAUGAAUGAAUGAAUGAAUGAUUAAUAGUUAUUGAAUUGAUGAUAUUAAACCUUCGAAGCUUAUCGACUGUACAAAAUACGUUAAUUGUAUAGGCAUAUUAUUAAUAUUAUUAUGAUUAUUAUAUUAUUGUAAUUACUAAAAUAAUGUGAUCGACUAGAAACAGAUUAUUAAAUUUAACUCAUAAUAUUCGUAUUUUAUAGCGUAUAUAAAUAUAUUUAUAGUAUAGUUAUACAAAAAUAUAUAUAUACAUUUAGGACAAAAAAAGAGAUAAUUAUAAAUUAAAAAAUAUAUAAAAGAGAACUAACAAAAUAUGAUAUUAAAAGCAAUGUGAAAACGAACAAAACGAUCGCAUGUUGAAUUUUGGGUUAUAUUUUUCGUUAAAUUAUUUUAUAACAUAAAUAAAAGUAUUAUCAAUAUUUAAUUAAUUAUUUAUUAACAUUUAUUAUAUUAAAAAGAAAAAAAGUAAGAAAAAAAAAAUUUAUUUAACUAAUUCUUUUGAAUUACAAACUUGAAUAUUUUUUAUUAAUUAACACAUACAUUUUAAAUACAGUAUUUACAUAUACAUUCCACUAUACGGUGAUAUACAGCUGUUGUCAUGUACGUUUUCACAUUGAACUCUCUUUUUUUGUAACCUAAAGUAGCCUAAGUGACAACAUGUGAGUAUCUCGAAGAGAAAAUAAGUAACUAAAUUAAAUUUUAACUUUAAAAAUAAAUAAAAUAAAAAUAUAUGAAUUUCAUUUCAUUUAAAAUAACUUCUUCGAGAAAUUCACAGGGCCAUGUGAAUAAAAAUAAAACAAAUGAUAAAUUUGCCGUAAUAAUUUACACAAUUGUUUCUGUUAGUCAUUAAUUAAUUAUUGGCUGAUUGAAUUUGAUUAUUUAAUUGUUUAUUAUUAUUAACGAAAAUAAAUAACGCAGGAAUUGUUAUGUUUAUUGUUCGACGGCGGUUCGCCAUUAUUUGUCUCGUUGUUACUUGAAGCCGAUCUUUUUUAAUAUAAUGCUCACUUGUUUCCUCCAGUCAUUAAGUUUUUUUUAUUAUCUUUAUACUAUUCACUUAAUAAUUUUUAAAUAAUGUUUAUUGUAAUUGUUUCGGCUUAUUUUAUUAUUAUUAUUAUUAUUAUUAUUAUUAUUAUUAUUAUUGUUAUUAUUAUUAUUACUAUUAUUAUUAUUAUUAUUAUUAUUACUAUUAUUAUUAUUAUUAUUAUUAUUAUUAUUAUUAUUAUUAUUAUUAUUAUUAUUAUUAUUAUUAUUAUUAUUACGAGUCUCGCCCUUUUUAUCUAUUAUUUGUUAAUUAAGCCACAAUAACAUAUAUAUAUAUUUAUGUGGGAUGAGAUCUGUCAAUUGUAAAUAACAGUGUUUUCAUUAUAAUUUUUUAAUUUAAAUAUAAAUACAAAUAAAUUUAGUUUCUUGCCAUUUUUUAAUACAUAAAGUCCCAGAACAGACUACCUCAGAGUUCAGGAAUUAUUGAUGAGAGAAGAGAGAAAUAAAAUGAUUAAAUAACCAAUGCAAUAAUAAUAAAAUAAUAUAAAAAAAAAAAAAUAAGUACAGAAAUAUAUCGUAAGGGCGAAUUGUGAUUUUUUCUGUUUAUCCAUUAUAAAAUUUUUCAUUAAUUCAAUGUAAAAAAAAUAAUUAAUGAUUAAAUAAAAUUGUUUUAAAAAUACAUCACAUUUAUUUUAGUUAAGUAUAAAUAUAUAUGAACUGAAUAAGUAAUUUGAUUAUUUUGUUUUUUUUUUAUUUUUAUGGACAAUAGAUAAAUAAGUUUGAUCGCCCGCCGAUAAUUGUUUUAAUAAGAGUUAUUAAAAUAGAUGUGAAAAAUAAUAAUAAAAUUUUAUAUAAAUAGAUCGACGUACAUUAGAGACAUAUCAAACAGUAUUACUGUAUACUCAGUUUAAUUAAAUAAUAAUAAUAAUAAUAAAAAAUAAGGGUUAAUUAAGAUCAACACAAUCGAUACAUAUUUUUAAUUCAUAUCAAUAAUUAAGAUGUUUUUUUAUAUAAAAAUAAUAAAGAAAUAAAAAAAAAUAAUAAUUAUGAUGAUAAUAAGAUAAUUACAUUGUGAAUGUUAUUGUGCGAAGUAAUUUUUAAUAGAUAUGAAUAACAUGAUCGGGAUUCAGAAUACGGGCAUUCGUAUAUAGAAAUUAUAGGAUUUUAUUAUUAUGUAAUGCGUGAUAAAUUUUAACACGUUGACAUGAAGAGUAACAGAUAAAUUUUAAAAUAAAAAAAUAAAUUGAAUUGAGAGAAGAAAAAUUAAUAAUCCAUUUGUUUAAUAUUAUAUUUAUAUAAAUAUAUAUAUUAUAUAAACGACCAGCAUUUCAAUCUCACUGAAAUAAAGUGAAAUUUUUUUGUUAAAUACUGAUAAUACCAAACUACCAUUGGUUGUGCCAAAAUGUAAUGUUUAUAUUUUUUUUUUUUUUUUAAGUUCUCUUCAAUGCUCCGAACGUAAUUUAGUGAUUGAGGGCAUUUAAAUAUCUCAUUUUCACCAUGAAUUUUUUUAUAAUACUAUACAGUAUUGUAAAUCCGUCUUUUCUGUAUUUUUUAUUAUUAUUAUUUGUAAAUUUAUCGAACAAUUUUUUUUUUUUUUCGGUGUGCUAAAAGUUAGACGGACUUAAUUUUAAAUAAAUAUGAAAAUAAAAAUAAUAACAGUUGUAUCUUCACUUGUGCCAUAAUUAUGUGUAACGAAAAAAAAAAAAAAAAAAAAUUAAUAAAUAAAUAAUAAAAGUAAUUGUAAAUUUUUUAAUUCAUGGUGAUUAUUAAAAUAAAAAAUAUUAUUAAUUAAUUAAUUAUUUGAAUAAAUUAAUAAAUUACAAUAUAAUUUUAAUAGCUACUGAUUUUAAAGUUUUUGUUAAUGUAAAAAAAAACCGUUCCAACAAUCGGACAGAAUAGCUAUAAAAAAAAAAGUGUUUUUGUAUAAUUAUUCGAAUUGUAUUAUUUUACGUGCGUUUAAUUCUGUUUUUAUAAAUAUAUUUUAUUUCAUGAAACAUAUAAUUAUGAUUAUUUAUUUAUUAUUUUCCUUUCUUCCUUUUAUUUUAUCUGUAUAUAUAUAUAUAUUUUUAUAAUUUAAUAGAUUAUAUAUUGUGGCUAUACGUCGAUCAAAUAUGAUAUAAAUAUAAUUAAUAAAUAAUUAAAUACUGAGCUACUUUAUUCACUUAACGAAAUAAUAUUUCGUAAAAUAAAAGCAUAAGUGGAGUUCUUAUUGCAAGGUAAUGAUGGGCAUUCGUAUUUUAAUAAAAAUAUUUCAGACUUGAAUAAAGUAAUUUUAAAUUAAAUAAUAAUAAUCAUAAUUUUCAUCAAAAUUUAUAAAUUUUUAUUUAUUAUAAAUAUAUAAAUAAUAAUAUUGCCCAUAAAAUAAGUCAAAUCUUACGAUGUCUUUGUUAUUAUUAAUAGUUUUAGGCAAUAUCUACCUGAUGAUAAAGCAAUAUUGAGCGAUUUAUUUACAAUUGAUUAAUUUACAAAAAUAAAAUUUCACGAUGUUAGGGUUAGUUCAUUCUAUAUAUGCUAUGCGUCUUUUAGCUAAAUUUCUAUGUUUUUAAAUUCGUUGUGAACGAAUUGUUCUUUUGGAAUACAUAUAUUAUAUAUUCAAAUUUAAAAUAAAUGGAAAUAACAAAAAAAAAAAAAAAAAAAAAAAAAAAAAAUUAAUGAUAUAAUAUAAAUAAAAGAGAUGCCAAUCAACGAGCUGCGUGGCGGCUGAUAUUAGUCUCAUAAAUAUGGCACUUAGAUUACAUCAGUCUCGUUCACCAUUAUAAAUGACGGACUUAAUUGUGUCGAUUAUACGUCAAAGAAAAAAAUUAAGUAUAACAAAAGUAUGAAAAUAAAAAAAAUUACAAAUUCGAAGUAGCUUAUAAUUAGUUAAAAUUAUCUCUGAUUUAGCUUAAUACUUUUCUGAUGCUAUCGAUCAAUUAAGUAUAUCAAUUAUUAACUUUACAUCGUAUGUAUUAGAACUACAAUUUUAUAUAUCCAUGUCUUCAUAACUAAAGGCGACACUUUGGUUUUUUAUUAAAUAAUUUUGAUAAUCAUAUUCUAUUCUAUGUAUUAAAUCCUUCAAUAAAAUUUUACAAAUUGAAUUUAAAAAAAAAAAUGAAUCAGAAAAAUUUAAUUUCGUAGGAAAUAUAAAAUCACUGCCGCCACGAUUUAAUAACGAAAAAAAAAAAAAAUAAUAAUAAUAAUAAUUAUAAUAAUAAUACUAUUACUAAUAAUAAUAAUAAAUGAAUAAGUUAUUAAAAAGUAAAGUAAAAAAAAAUAGAUAAUUAUUGAUCAUUAUAUAGAAACAAUAAAGUUAAAUAAAAUAAAAACGAUGUAUGAAAACAUUGUGAAUUAUGUAUUUUGACGAUGCCAUACACAAGUACCUCAUGAUGCAAAACACAUGUACAAAUGUUCAUACGAUUUCAAAAUGAUAGCUAAUUAAUAAAUAAUUGAUACAUCCAAAAUAUAAUGUUUAAAUA